AUGAGGAUCAAAAGCUUUGGACUUCUUUGUGUAUUGGUUCUGGUCUCCCAGAUGCUAAUAGCCAACUGUGAAAGACAGAAAGAAAGAAAAAAGGGAAGACAGGGCAUAGAACACAGUGGAAAAAACCAAACUGAAUCUAACCAAGAAAACGGAAAAGGGGGAAAGCCAAGAAGAGGAAAAGCAUCUCCUAAAGGCAAGUUUAAAACCGAAGAAAAUGCUGAGUGCACCUGGGCAGUGACCAACAUCAGUGCUGCUACUGUGCGUGUAGACUGCAAGAAUGGUGACAGUGAGUUCUGGUGUGAAUUCUCUGGAGACCCUUCCACCUGCCCACAGUAUGCAGCAAACCAGAAAUCCUACUGGAAACAAGUCUCCCGAUCCCUAAAGAAGCAGAAGCGGAUCUGUCAAGACCCCAAAAGUGCCCUAAAAUCUAAACUAUGUAGGAAAGGCCGACGAAGUGCUCAUCUCAAGCUGACUCACUCAAGCCUGCUGACAUCCGUGGGUCCUGCGAAAGGAGACACAAUUCCUCAGGCAAAAGAAGUUGUUCCAACUCCAGCAGCUGCCUCUGUGACUGAAAAAAAGCUAGAACACAGUCCCCAAGACUGUGUAGAAGACAUAGAUUAUAUUGAUCAGAGAAAGGUGGCUGAGGAAUACUGUCCAGAAAGCUUGCUUUCUUUCUGCAACUUUUUUAUUACAAUGGUGCAAGACAAAAGGUGCUGA
Chaetura pelagica (chimney swift) is the source of this 717-nucleotide messenger RNA. RefSeq names its product fibroblast growth factor binding protein 1 (gene FGFBP1). The transcript has a single exon. The record is from RefSeq and is a predicted model, not a curated record. Gene Ontology annotation, biological process: cell-cell signaling. The coding region runs from base 1 to 717 and encodes 238 amino acids. Lineage: Eukaryota; Metazoa; Chordata; Aves; Apodiformes; Apodidae. Gene Ontology annotation, molecular function: growth factor binding.